AUGGCCGUUAGCUGCUUCGGACCCGUCUUUCGAGGCGGUCAACACCCGUUUCUGCCAGCCGCUCCAUUCGACGACGAUGACGCUGACGAUACCGGCACCAAUAAAUUCCGGGACUGCGUUGACAAUAAGGGCCAGCCCGCGCCCGCGAUUGACGCCACCCGAGCAGGCGAAGAUGGAUCCGCGCAAGGAACAGCAGAACCUUCCGCGCUUCCGCCUCCCCCACUUCCUCCCCCUCCGCCUCCGCCCCCAUCGUCUGCUCCCCCUCCCCCUCCCCCUCCGCCUCCGCCACGCGCGCCCCCCCCGCCCCCUCCCCCGCCCCCGCCUGGCUCAUACUCCGCUGGCGGCCUAACCACUCCGCGCGCGUCCUUCCGGCGCGCGCGGUCGAUCAAGGAGCGGCGGGAGGCAGUGGCGCUGAAGGUGUUCCACUGGAGCAAGGUGCACGACACCAAGGGCACCAUCUGGGACGAGCUCUCUAAAGAUGCCGACCUCUUCUCGCGCGUGCAAGUAGACGGGCCUAAGCUCGAGGCGCUCCAGGUGCUAUUUAAAGCCAAGGAGACUAAGGUUAAGAUAGGCGCGGGGGGGGUGGCGGGCGCGGGGAUGAACGGGCUUGGUGGGGUGUUGGGGAGGGGAAGGGGUGGCGGAGGGCAGGGGGAUGCGGGGGACGGGGGGGAUGGGGGAGAGGGGAAGGAGGGGGAGGGGAAGGGUGUGGUGAAGGUGGUGACUCUAACGAGGGCGAACAACGUGGCUAUAACGCUGGCGCAGUUCCGCAUGGCGCAUGAGGAGAUCCGAGACGCCAUCCUGCUGGGCAACCCGGGGGGCGCUCUGUCCCUGGACCAACUCGCGCUCAUCACCCAGGUGAUUCCAUCAGAGAGCGAGGCGCAGCAGCUGCUGGCGUACACAGAGAGCCGCCCUCUGGAGAACCUGUCAACCCCUGAGCGCUUCCUGCAUGCGCUCGCUACCAUCCCCCGUUUGAGAGACAAGAUCGAUGUGCGGAUUAUGUGGGAGGAGGGGGGCAUGGAAUGGAAGGGGAGAAAGGGGGAGAGUGAGGGGAGUGAGGGCGAAGCUAGCCAUCUUCCAUCAGACAUCCGCCCAUGCCCUCCCGAUGUACCUACAAUCCCCCAAGCCACCUUUUCUAUCCCUUCCCUGACAACCCUUCCUCUCCCUUCCUUCCCCCCUUCCCCCUUUCCCACCUUGCCCUUCCCGCUACUUCCCUGCCCUGUCCCGCUGCCCCUUCAUUGUGCGUGCCGUGCCGCUACAUGCAAUGCAACGCGGCGGCAUGAUCAGGCGUGGGUGUUCAUGCUGCGCUGCGCUGACAUGGUGGCAGACACACAGCGCCUCAUCCACACCUUCCAACGCGCCUGCCACCAGGUACGGGAGUGCAAGCCGCUGAGGGCAGCCAUGGCAGCAGCGCUGCAGGCAGGCAACGAGCUAAACUACGGCAGCACCAAAGGGCCCUUAUCAGCAGUGGCCAGUGCAAGCAGCGUGGGUGCUGCUGCUACUUGUGCUUCUGCUGCCCACACUGCUGCGCUGCUGCCUGGGUCAAGAAGCACAGGUGCUCGCAUCCUUGUGCAUGCAGCAACGACUAGCACCAACCCUGCCUCCAACGGCGGUGCUGGUGGUGGUGCAAGCAUUGUGAGUACGAGCACGGUUAAUGCAACUGGCAGUAGCACGGGGAGCAGGAUGGAAGGGCGACAGGUGAAACGAACCAUGCUACAGGCCACAAGCCUCCUAGACGUAGUAGCUGUGCUAGUCAUGUCAGGCGGAGCGGUGCAGAUCGGUACUGAGAUGUCCAAGGCUCUGGAUGCUGUUGCUGCUGCAGCCAGGGUCCCUUUGGAGGAGAUUCAGAAGAGCAUGGGAGGUGUGGACGAGGGGAUUACGACAGUGGAAAAGGAGCUGGCGUUUGUUAUCAAUGAGGAAGAGGCGAAGGAGGCUGCUGCUGCUGCGGCUGAAGCAGCGCUUUUGGAGGGAGAAGGAGGGAGUGAGGAGGGCGACGAGGAGCAGGAGGAGCAGCAGUUGAAGGAGGGAGAAGGUGAGGAGGGUAGUGGUGGAGGUGAGGGAGGAGAGGGUGAGGAUGGUGGUGCUGUCUCGCAGGGGAGUGGAAAGGAGAGAGGAGGUUUUGGAGAGCAGAACGGAUCAGGGGAGGAAGAGGAGGGAGAGGUGCUGAUGCAGAGCAUGAGGGGGAGGAGUGACAGGGAGGAAGCAGAGACUCCCAACGGUUCCACCUGUGCCGUCACCUGCUGGGGCCCUCUGCGGCCUAGAUCUGGCCGGGGUAGCAGAGGAGGGAUCAGGGGAGAGGGAGAGGGAGAGAAAGGCGGGAGGAAGGAGAGGGUUGGGUGGAGAGGGAGUGCUAGGCGGUUAGGCAGGGAGUGGGAGGAGUGGGGGAAGAUGGAGCGACCUUUGGUGCGAGGGAAGGAGGUGGGUGGAAAGAAGAGGAUGGGAGGGGAGAGAGAGGGGAAGAAUUCUGGGAAAGGAAGGGAAGGAAGAAAGGGAGGGGGAGGGGAAGGAGGUGGUGUGCGAAAUGAGAAGGAGGGAGAGGAGGGCGUUGGGCACGAUCAAGGUGGGGAGACGGGAAGCAGGGUUGGAGAUGGAAACACAGUGCCAAACCCUUCUUCUUCUGCUGCCACUCCCCUUGCUGCUGCUGCUGCUGCUGCUGCUGCUGCUGCUGCUGCCCCUGCUGCCCCUGCUGCUGCCCCUGCUGCUGCCAUGCCAUCUCCUGCACACGCCACAGCUGCUUCACGCGACUCAAACACAGAGACAAACCCAGGAGAGGAGGAGACGAAGCAUUAUCCUGACGGUGCGGGCAUUGCCUCCACUCCCACAGCUGGCAUCGGGGCCUCCUUCUCAGAUAACAUCAGAGCAGGCGUGAAGCUCAGGAGCGUUCCCCCCACGCCCCGAGGAACAGGGCCAGGUGGAAGGAGGUCUGUUCCCCCCACGCCUAGAGGAAUUGCAGCAGGAGGGGGAAGGAGUGUUCCCCCCACACCUAGAGGGGUUGGAGGUGCAGGGGGAGGGAGGAGCGUUCCCCCCACACCCCGCACGCUGGCAGUGGAGCAUUCCGGGAGGCUAAAGGGUUCUCUUCCUCCUGCCACGCCUAGCACGAAAAGUGCUGCUCUCCCUCCCCGCCCUGCGCCUGCUUCCGCUGCUGCUUCUGCCGGGGAAGGCAGCAGAGGCAAAGGCGGAAGGGGCGCGGGUGCUGGGGCGCGAGGGAGGGGCGGAGUGACUGGGUACAGAUGGGUGACGAGGUUUGGCGCGAGGAAGGGGAUUGCGAUGGCGGUGGUGGGAAGGCCGGUGCCAAUCGCCGGGGUUGCAAGUGAUGACGGGGAGCCUCGUGCUGGGGCUGCUAGAGGGCGGGGCACAGCACGGGGAGGAGGGCCCAGGGGGGCUGUGAGUAGGGGAGGAGGAGGUGGUGGUGGUGGUCGUGUGGGGACGAGCAGAGCUGGACCGAAUGGGGUUCUGGAGAGUGAUUCCCGCAAGUGCAUGGCGUUCAAGCGGAGCCCUCUGAACGGGGUGAUCGCCGCAACCCCUCGCACGCAGCAGGUGUGGGCAGAGCAGCACGGCAGCACCACCGGCAACCUUCCCGCUGCCCGUCCACACUCCCACCCCCACGCUCCCACUGCCGCUCCUUCUACUGAUACAGCCGCAGGAGCGGCACUGGCAGUAGCAGAGCGGCAGGAGGAGGAGGAGGAGAAGAAGGUGGCAGAAGAGUUAGAGGAAGAGGAGGGAAAAGAGUGGAGGGUGUAUGACGAUGUAGCGGCGUGGCAGCAAUGGCGCAGGAGCAGGGGAGAAGAGUCCGGGGACGAGGGUGAUGUGAGUGGCAACAUCGGACCCGGUGCAUACCAUUUCCUUAAAGCCCACUACCCACCCUCCGCUGCAGCGAUCUCUGCAGCAGGUUCGGAUUACGACCGAGCAGGCGGGUCGCUCUAUAGGGGGUACAGCGGGGGAGAGAUGAGCGAUGCGGCAGCUGCAGUGGAGAGGAGCAUGCGGAGGGAGGCAGCAGCUGCGCUUGCAGCAGCAGCGGUGGCUGCAGCAACAGGGGUAAGAGGCUCCACGAGCUUGCGACCUCGCCCGUCUCCCCGCGUCUCUGGCCGGAACAGCAAGGCGGCAGCUGCAGGGCGGGCAGCUGUGGAGAGAGAGGUUGAGAGGGAGAGGGCAGGGAGGCGGAGGAGGGGAGAGGCUGGGCGAGAAUCCGACGAUGCAUUUGGGUUUGAGGAGUCACAGAGGAGCAGGAUGCAUGCGGAAAGGGAGGGGAUGUUGCAGGCGAGCAGCCAGGGUCCUGCUGUGCUCUAUGCGUCUUUUGAGGCGCCUCAAAAGUCGUUACUGGGCACGAGUCAGGGUCGUGCUGGGCUCUAUGCAUCGGGUGCUGCGGGUGUGUCGCGGGCAUCAGCUGUGCGUGUCGCGUACGGGUGUCACAGGGGGGGACCUGUGGCUGAAUUGGCACGGAGAGAAGCCUUGGAGGGGUUUCCCAGGUGCCAGAGCGAGCCUGGCAAGAUGUGUCUGGAACAGAGGGGGCGAGUGGAGCAUGGGGAGGAGGACGGAGGAGAGGGGCUGGUGUGGGAUGGUUUGGAUGGUUUGGAAGGGAGCAAGCGGGAGGAGGAUUAUUUUGCGUUUGAAGACGAGGGGGUGCGUGGGAAGGGUUGGGAUGUGGCCGGUGGAGAGAGGGAAGGGAGUGAGGAAUCACUGAGAGGGACGAAACCGGCAAUCCGAGGGCUAUAUGUGAAAGAUGUGGUGAGCAAGUGGGAAGGGGGAGCGGGCGGGGGCGCGGGAGGGAGGAUUGACGAGAGCGACUGGGAGACCGGGGAGGUGGAGGAAGCGGAGAGUGGCCGGGAGAGACAGAGGAGGAUGAUGUUCCAGAGAGGGGGAGGGUGGAUGAGGCAAGUGGGGGGGGAGAGUGAGGGAGCUGGGAGUGGUGUUGAUUGUUAUGCAGGUGGGCAGCACCAGGGCGUAGGGCGCUUGGUCGAAAGCCGUGGGCAGCUUGGGAGUGCGAGCAGAGGCGGAUGUGAGAAGGUGGACGAUUGCGAGAAUUCUCAACACGUGAACGAGCGUGCCUGUCGGGGGGCAGGGGUGGAGGGUGUUGAUGCUGCUGACAGCCAUGGCAGUGCUUGUGGCAAUUCUCAUCCGUCUGCUGAUACUAACAGUGGUGCUUUAGCUUCUCCUGAGCUUGAUUGUCCUGGUGGUGCGGGUGAAGACCCCACCAGUGGUAAUGGAGAUGGCAAUGGGGAUGGUGAUGGUGAUGAUGAUUACGCUGGUGUGCCGGUGUCUGCUGCUGCAUGGCAAUGGGAGCUGUCUCUCUCUGACCGUCUAACGCAGUUUCUAGACAUAGCAAGGGCGAAGAGGGAGGGGCUGGUACGGCAAAUGGAGGAGAGCAAGCAGCAGUUCCAGCAGCUUGCAACGUUUCUGGGAGAACCACCCUCCUCUACUCCCCAGGCGAUCUUUGGGGCACUGGCGCGGUUUGCAGAGGCGUUUGAUAAGAGCCAACGGGCCGUUGGCCUUCUCUCCUUUCCCCGAGCCGCUUUCCAAAACCUGCGCUUUGUUCUCGACAGCUUCGAGAGUUUUUCAAACAAGGAAGAGUAUAGAAUAAAGGAGCCAGCUGCCGUUAUGGGAAGCCCCAUCGGCUCGCCUCUCACAAACCCUCCUACGUCUCCCCUUCGCGAAGCCCCUUUUCCGUCCGCCGCCAACUUUUCCGUCGGGGCGCAUUCGGUGCAACCCGCCGCGCCUUCCUGCGCCACCCCGGCGGCGUGCACCUCUUUCCCCUUGGCUCCGCCCGCGCACGCGCUAGCGACGGGCGCGGAAACGCUUCCCCGCAUGGCAAUUCCUGCGGUUUUUCCGGAAGCUUCCGCCUUUGGCGCUGCGGCGUCACGUGGCUGGACAGGCAUAGCCUGCGGGGCUGACGCGCUAAGGCUGGGAUGUAAGCGCAAGGGAGGCGCAUGGAUGGGGGGAGACGGAGGAGCAGGCGGAGCGGACGUUGGGAUUCCGGGAGUUGGUGUGGCGGGCAGGGGGAGCGCAACGGGGAUGGAUGGAGUGGUGGGCGGGAUGCGGAAUGAGGCCAUGGCAGACAUGGCGGAUUUGGGGAAUCCAGCAAAGCGGGCGAGACUGCAGCUUCCAGUGCCUCUAGUAGCACCAUCAGCACCAGCGGACCCUGCAUACGCAGUCUCUGCUCUACCAACCACAUCUGAUCUUUUUGCACCUCCCUCCAUCUCUCCUACCUCCGCCUCUCCAUCCUCCCCAGUCCUCCGCGCCCUAACCCCUCCUCCGUCACCCCCUCUCUCGCCUACAUCUAUGCAAGCCUCCGCUUUCCUCUCCACCCCAUUCACUGCUCCUGCUGCUGCUGCAGCAGCUGCACCCAUUCCGUCUGCCGCUCCUGUUGCAUCGAUCGCUGCUGCCAUUCCAAGCAGCUACAGUGCCGUUGCUCCCAUCGCUGCUACUGCACCUACCUCUCAACCACCUUUCCAGGGCGCAUGCUCUAUGGACACAAUCUCUGGAUCCCCACACACGCCACUGUACGCACAACUGCAGUCUUCGCCACCACCCACUGCACCCUUUCCAUUGCAAGAAGCAGACAAUCAGAAAGCUGUUGUCCUGUAUUCCCCUCCUGUCAUCCCCUCUCUCUCCACGGGCGCUGGCGCGGGUGCUGGCACUGGGAGGAGAGCAGAGCGAGAAGCCAUGGCAGGAGCAUCAGCGUCACUCGCAGCACGGGCAGCAAUGCAGCAGUGGCCGAUAGAGAAGCUCAAAGCGGCAUGGGCGGGGGCCAGCCCUAUGGAAAAAAGGGUGCUUGGGGGCAUGAUUGGGUCGUUGCUGCAGGGCCAGCCGAUUCAGAUCUUGGGAGGGAGCAAGCUGCUGGAAGCCUUGACUCUUCGUUCCUCUCUGACUGCUCUCUGCAUCCGCCUGCUCUUCCCUUGCCUGUUCGUUUCUUUUGCAGCCCUUCAGCUCCAUCCACCUGUUGUCGCGGGUCGUGGCCUGGGAGAGGACGACACAGAGUUGAAAGCACAGGAAGAGGGUGGAGAAGACGAAGACAAAGAAGACGAGUUGGAGCAAUCAGAGCAGCAACCAGACUCUUUGAUGGCAACAGCAGAUGCCAUGAAUCUGGAGCACCAGAAAGUGGUCAGCAGCAGCUGUUAUGAGGGAAACAAUGGGGAGGACAUGGAGUUGGUUGAAUGA
Molecule: messenger RNA, 7152 nt
Organism: Closterium sp. Naga37s-1
Lineage: Eukaryota; Viridiplantae; Streptophyta; Zygnematophyceae; Desmidiales; Closteriaceae
Source: the annotation of a GenBank genome assembly